Rhagoletis pomonella (apple maggot) is the source of this 1504-nucleotide messenger RNA. RefSeq lists its product as uncharacterized. The transcript has a single exon. The annotation marks the transcript as partial. The record is from RefSeq and is a predicted model, not a curated record. Lineage: Eukaryota; Metazoa; Arthropoda; Insecta; Diptera; Tephritidae. Gene Ontology annotation, cellular component: plasma membrane. Gene Ontology annotation, molecular function: protein binding.
AUCCUUCAUCGAUAACACACACCUGCAAGUGCUCCAUCUCGCUAACAACCCCCAGCUCUACGACAUCCCCAUGCGCCUGUUCCAGGGCAACCCAAACGUGCUCGAGAUCUACAUGCAAGGCAACAGUUUGCAAACCCUGUACUCCGCACAAUUCCCCGUCGACCAGUUGGAGCGUCUCUACCUUGGCGACAAUCCGCUGCAAUGCAAUUGCUCACUGCUCUGGCUGUGGCGUCUUGUCACCGGCAACUUUGAUGGCGAAACGAAUAAAGCCAGCGGCGUACAUGUCACGCACACACAGGGCGAAGCGGCAGUAGCGGCGUUGGGUGCAGCCGAUGCUAGUGCAACGCAGGAAGCCGCCGCCGCCGCAUAUGUGGCGCAGCAAAAACACAAGCCAACGCAAGCAACAAGUAGCAGUAGCGCCACCACUGGCUAUCUACAACUCGACAACGACCGCAUUGGUUGCGACAUUUGGCAGGACAAUGUGCGCAUACGCCGCCGCCUCGCCACCAUGUCCGAGGGACAAAUCACCUGCCCCGCGCAUAUUGUCACCAUCGUCUGCGCCAUUUUCACACUGCUGCUCGUGCUAGCCAUCGGCGCCAGCAUCGUGUUCUAUUUGCGCUUUGUCAAGCGACGCCGAAAGCUCUUGCACGACCGCUCACUCACACGUUCCGGCAAAUCGAUUGUGAACGUACACGAUCGCAUAUUGCAGCAUCAGCCGUUGAGCGCUGGCGGCGCGCUGGGCAUGGGGGUAGGUGGACUCACCUAUCCACAUCAUACGUUGCAGCAGCAGGGUGGCACACAUCAUGCCAUGCUGCCGCUGCACCCGCACGAGUAUCAGCAAACGCUGCCAACACAAGUGGAUAAGCUUGAACUGGAACGGUACCUGGCGGCGCAGGCGAUCGCCAAUGAGUAUCGUGCCUUGAAGCCGUGGGAAGUGCCGCCGGUGAAGGAUGCGAAUGCGUACAGCGAUGAGCCGGAACAUUUGUACGAAAAGUUUGACCACUACGAUUACCCGGACAUGCAGACGUUGGGCAAGUCGAAGCAGGCGGUACAGCUGAUGUCCAGCAAUGAAGAGGGAAAUGCCAGCAGCGGCAAUGGCGUGGUGCUGAUGGGUAAAGGCAGUGGUGGCGGCACGGCGGCCAAGCCACAUGUAGUCUAUGUAUGACUCCCGGGUGGGCAAGUGGGUGUGGGUGCUAAGGGCAGCGCAGGUAAGGAGGACGGAGGCUUAGUAGGCGUGAGUGUGGAUGCCGAAGGUGAGCUGCGCUACUGCCUCAACAACAACUACAGUAGUUAUGUGAAAUUAGUUUAAAAGGUGGCGAGUGGAGAAUGAGUAUACAAGGAUUGAAAUCAAGAAGCAGCAAAAGCGACAAACGGGGAGUCAGAAGAAAUAAAAUCAAAUCCAAUGGAGAAGGUGAAGCGCGUAUAGUAUGAUUACGGUGACCAUCCGUUCUUUAUUUUAAAGGACAGUCCUUUAUUUUAACCCCCUGUCCUUUAUAAUUUUUUU